CAACUGGGCGCCUUGGUGCCUCAACCUUUAGCACUUCAUACGCCCUUCUCAUCUCUCUGUUAGACGGUGCAAUCUUCCGACCAAUGGAUGCAGCGCCGUUGCUGAUGCUAUCCUAUUGGCCUUCCAAGGCGACUUGAACGAUGCACCGCAUGCCAAUGGAACCCCAACACAUGGCGGACAGCGGGGAUUGCCUCACCUUUUCCCAGCCCAACAUGUGGUCAUACUUGGCUACGGCCGUGACAACGCACUUCGGAGCCCAAAGACAGCUAGUGGGUGUGUGAUGACUAUGCCCGACGUCCUCUGUGUGGUUUUGACUCAGCGCAGUAUGGCCAGCUGGCUCCGGUGGAGAGCGAGGCUUCUCUCCGUUGCCAGAGCGGUACUCAGGGCAUCUGGGCCGAGUUGAAACUGUCUCUGAAAUUGCGAGAGUAUAUCCCUCGGCCAAAAACUUGCCUGUGCACAAUCACUCCGACUAUCUUCUCUUUCUUUUACCAUCAUCGGAUACAUACGUCCCUUUACAUAGACGUUCUUGAACUCAGUACUCGCUAAUAUACGUCGACACACCUGCUUCUUCGCAUGAAUUCUGCUCUUUGACGAUUGCUGCGAGAAUCUCUCGCUCGCAGUACUUCGAUUAUCCAGCAGAAAUGGAGGUUGAGGAGUGCGUUGAGCAGUUCAACGAGGGGAAAGAGUGCCCUCGAUCCGCGCAACGGCCUGUCUCCGAAACGCAAAACACAGUACUCUACACUGUGCUGACCACAGAAGAAGUCGACUCCUCCAUACGAGAGUUUUCGUAUAUCUGGUCUCCGGGAGGCUUCGAUAUCGGAGAACCUGAUACCAAUCGGCUCGGUGGCGGAGAUGGGUCGUGCCAUAUCGCAAUUUUUAAAAUCGACACAGAGAACCCAGAUACCCAGCAAAAGAAGCCCGAAGAAUAUGAACACUCUGUGGCAGUGGAUAUACAAAACGACCAUCACCUGCCAACCCUCCCUGCGACCUGUUACUCUGGGAAUCAGGAAGAGUCAUCUUUGGAUUGCUCGAAAAGUCAUCGACGAGAUAGCUCCAGUGUUUACACCCCUAUCCGCCGGUGUCCGACGGCUACUGAACCGAGUGCUGAUAAUCGCUCGAUAUCAUGUGGAAGUCACAAAUUCGAUGGAUUCACCAAAGGGCCCCCUACACAGGAUGAUAGAAGCGCAAACUACUCGGACUGCCUUCAAGGUGGACAGACCUAUUGCAACAAUCGAUACAGGUUUGCUAAAGCAGACUCCGUGUCGCUGCCUGCUCAUGACAGAAGGCCACACUGUCAAGAAGAUAUCUCCUACUGGCAGGAUGCAUCGAGAGGCAUACAAUCGUCGGAUCUUCCGCGAUUUCAAGUGGACCUACCAUUACCCCGAUCACGCUCUGUAGGGCGUCGGCUUAUCUCUAGAAUGAAGUUCUGGAACGCUUCUAAAGAGGAUAGCGCGAGCUCGAAACCACGAAGCUAUAUGUCAAAUUCCAAACGAAGCAUCACUGCGUCCAUUGCCAGUUCUUGGUCUAGAAAAGCGAAGGGAUAUUUGAAAAAAGCCUCGUCAAGGGACACAUAUCUGGCAUCGAGAAGGGCGAAGAGCUCGCAACCCUCGAUUCGAACGGUGUCUCCUAAGUCGAUAUUCUCACGAGUCCAAAAAUCAUCUGCUUCGAACUACUCGGAUUUCAUGACCGAGUUGAACUCUAGAACAAGAGUCGCGGUAUCCACGCCCCCUCCAGAAACAUCCCUAUCCACUUGCUCUAAAGAACUUCCAACUUUGGAUUUGGAGAUCCAGAUGCCACUAGGCGAACCCCGUCCGUUCCAAUGCACUUUUUGCUUGAUGCAAUGGGAGAAUAAGGAAGAAUGGGCGUACCAUGAGGCUGCUUUCCACAUGAGGCCUUAUGGAAACCUCUAUUCCCAGGACGAAGGCGUCGUUACGCACGAUGAUGUGAUGUUUUCAAUGUCUGACGUCGUCUCCACGUUUAGCGGGUAUGACAAUCAAGAACCUUCCCACGACGCCGAAGCAGCUGCAGAGAAAUGUAUUAGCUUUGGGUAUCAUCUUUAUUCAGACAACCCCCAGGCACUUGAAGGAGCCAAAAGGGUAGAUUCUUGGAACUGGCUCGAGAAAAGAAGCAACUGGUUGUGGAAUUGCGGGUUCUGUGAGCUUAUUCUACGAACUUGGGCCGAGCGACAAGAACAUGUUGCUGAGCACUUUGAGCAAGGCACGACAAUGAUCUCCUGGAAUCCACUUCGGUCUCCGUAUCCGAUUUCAAAGUUCACCAUGACACCCGUUGAAGGCUUUCCACCUUGGGACCUCUCCCCACUACACUGUCUCCAACAGCCUGGUUUCCAAGAUGAAAUCUAUCGUGCCAGCCAAUGUCCGCCCGAACUCAAAUGUCAAACCUGCGAAAAACAUUUCCCCGACACGAACGCCUCCAUCCAACACACCAAGCUCUGGCACAACACCCCAGAAAGCUGGAUCUGCCCCGGUCCUGAGCACGCCAGCAACCCAGGGGUAUUCUUCGACACCGAAAUAUAUACUGAAGACGCACCAGACCUCGCGUCUCUCAAUCUCGAUGAGAAUCCUAGCAUCCAAGCCGACCAGACCUCCGUCAACGCAAAAAAGGUCUAUACAUACGACUACUGCCUGUGCUGCGGAGAGAUAUUUUCUGAAUCCCCAGCAGACUGGAGCGCACGCAAGCAACAUCUCCGAGACGUGCACUGCAUAUGCGAGACGGACGAUAUUGGCUACGAUCACAAGCACAAUAACGGUGAACCAUUCUAUCGCGAAGAGCUAUUCUCGUUGCACUUGGCGAACUGCCACAACGUGAGGUUGGAGUAUUUGACGGAGUUUACGGAAAUCUGUCGCAAAAAAGCCCAACCACCGGUGUUGAUGGUUCAGUCGGGACAUUUGAAGGCGUGAAGGCAUCAUCUCUUGUAUAAUAGUUCCCCUUUUUUCUUUUUUUCCUUUCCCCCCCCAAAUUCUCUUUCUACGAAUUUCAUGUGAUGGUUGGCAGCAAUGUUUGCAUUUAGGUAUCUUUGUAUUUAAAAGCAGCGAUAUGCAUACUGGGAUAAAUCCAGCAAGAACGGCGUACAUUGACAUUUCUCUACGGAGUGAUUAGCGACGAACAUAAAAUAGAAAAAUGAGAAUAAGAAAGUAGUUAAAUUACAGGC
Coccidioides posadasii C735 delta SOWgp is the source of this 3169-nucleotide messenger RNA. RefSeq lists its product as uncharacterized. The record is from RefSeq and is a predicted model, not a curated record. Lineage: Eukaryota; Fungi; Ascomycota; Eurotiomycetes; Onygenales; Onygenaceae.